This is a messenger RNA of Myotis brandtii (Brandt's bat), 1072 nucleotides long. It is a transcript of the gene ITM2A, whose product is annotated as integral membrane protein 2A. Gene Ontology annotation, biological process: negative regulation of amyloid precursor protein biosynthetic process. Lineage: Eukaryota; Metazoa; Chordata; Mammalia; Chiroptera; Vespertilionidae. Gene Ontology annotation, cellular component: plasma membrane; extracellular exosome; Golgi apparatus. Gene Ontology annotation, molecular function: amyloid-beta binding. The transcript has 6 exons. The record is from RefSeq and is a predicted model, not a curated record. The coding region runs from base 168 to 959 and encodes 263 amino acids.
CCCAGCUUGGACUGCGUCAUAAGUAUCCCCAGACCUGGGCUUGCAGCAGCAGAAAGCAAACAAGGGAGAAAGGAAGUGCAGCUAGGGCUAGCGAGAUCUCCUUUUCCAAACUGCAGCCCAAGAAGCUGAUUGCAACCGCGCCUUACCGGGCGACCCAAAGAUUCACCAUGGUGAAAAUCGCCUUCAACACACCAACAGCGGUGCAAAAACAGGAGGCACGGCAAGACGUGGAAGCCCUUGUAAGCCGCACGGUCCCAGCUCAGAUCCUGACCAGCAAGGAGAUUCGAGUUGCUACCCAGCAAAAGGAGGGCUCCUCUGGGAGUUGCAUGCUUACUCUCUUAGGCCUUUCAUUCAUCUUGGCAGGACUUAUUGUUGGUGGAACCUGCAUUUACAAAUACUUCAUGCCUAAGAGUACCAUCUACCGUGGAGAAAUGUGUUUCUUUGAUUCUGAGGACCCAGCAAAUUCCCUUCAAGGGGGAGAGCCCUACUUCCUGCCUGUGAUUGAGGAGGCUGACAUUAGAGAGGAUGACAACAUCGCCAUCAUUGAUGUACCUGUGCCCAGUUUCUCUGAUAGUGACCCUGCAGCAAUUAUUCAUGACUUUGAAAAGGGCAUGACUGCUUACCUGGACUUGCUGCUGGGGAACUGCUAUCUCAUGCCUCUCAAUACCUCCAUUGUUAUGCCUCCAAAAAACCUGGUGGAGCUCUUUGGCAAACUGGCAAGUGGCAAAUACCUGCCUCACACUUAUGUGGUUCAUGAAGACCUGGUUGCUGUGGAGGAGAUUCGUGAUGUUAGAAACCUUGGCAUCUUUAUUUACCAACUUUGUAACAACCGCAAGUCCUUCCGCCUUCGUAGAAGAGACCUCUUGCUGGGUUCCAAUAAAGGUGUCAUUGAUAAGUGCUGGAAGAUUAGACAUUUCCCCAAUGAAUUUAUUGUUGAGACCAAGAUCUGUCAAGAGUGAGAAGCAACAAAAAAGAGAAUUCUUAGUAAUAAGAAGUCAGAGAAUUACAGUAUGACUUCAACAUUAAAUUAUAUGUGAUACUCCAGAUAUUUACUCAUGCAUUUAUUCCUUAU